GCGCACGGGCAACAACAAAAAAAAGAUUUGUCCAUCCCCUUCCCCCAGCUCGUUCUGGAAGAGCCGUGACCGGCGGUGUAACCUAGAGUGCGAGCGACUUGAAUGCGCUACUGCUGCCGGGCGGUGCCGGGCGGAGUUCCUGGUCGGCGGUCGGUGCGUUUGCAAGGCAGGAUACCGAAUUAUGGAGGCGGAGGGAAUGGAGUUCCUGCUCGACGCGGUGGAUAGAUUUCCCGCAAGGGAAGAAUUUGCGGACAGCCUUGAGCACCCAGAUCUAGUGCCGCUCCUGUAUCUGCUGCAGAAUGGGGAAGCAACUGAAGAUCGCGUUGAGGCCAAUGGGGAAUCUGGGCUAGCUCGGGUGGAUGAUGAGGGCGUAGGUGCAGACCGACCACAUGGUGAACGUCGUCCCCGUGCUGAAUCUCUGACGAGGUCUGCCCAGUCAACUGAUAGGGUGAAUCCACAAGCCCCCGGGUGGACAAAAAGGCUACGCCUAGGAAGCGCGCCGCCCGACCGAGUCCCGUGCCCCUCAAGGAUGAGUGCUCUAGAGAUUUCUAUACGCAAAUAUGCAGAGCAGCCUGACAAGAGUGUCGUUAGGCCUGAACUGGGGCUCAGUUUCGAUUCGCUAGGCGAGGCAUAUGACUUCUACAACCUAUAUUCUUGGGAAGUCAGUUUCGGAAUAAGAUAUGGAAAGAGCAGACUCAACGCCGAGCGAACUAAAACCAUGUAGGAAAUUGUUUGUGGUUGCUCGGGGAAACCUGAAUCCAAAAAUAGUAGGUCCUGCAUAUGUGAGUGCCCUGCUCUGAUCAGGCUGCUGCGUGCAUCGGACAACAGCUGGUACAUAACAGAGCAUCGAGCGAGUCACAACCAUUCGAUGUCUUUGACAAUGGGAGAGAAGGUGCACUGGCCUUCUCAUAAGCACAUUGAUGUAUACACCAAGGAUCUGAUUAAGCAACUAAGGGAGAACAAUGUUAACCUUGGUAAGGUUUACAGCAUUAUUGGGAGCUUCUUUGGGUCAGUCGAGAAGGUACCUUUCACAAAAAGGACGUUGAGAAACAUUUGUGGGAAGAUUAGCCAUGAGCAAGCUGAGGACGAUGCCCGGAAAACACUUCAAGCCUUUGCUGACAUCUAGGCGAACGAUCCAGGAUUUACGUAUGUAGUGUUGGCAGAGAAAGAUAGCAAAAUCAGAAACCUCAUGUGGGCUAAUGGCAGCAGCCGGAUGCAAUACAAAUUCUUUGGUGAUGUAGUUACAUUCGACACGACUUACAGGACCAACCUGUACGAUAUGCCAUUUGGGCUAUUUGUCGGAGUUAACAACCAUUACCAGAGCAUCAUACUGGCAGGGGUUUUGAUGCGCGACGAACAAGAAGAGAGCUUCGAAUGGGUGUUCGAAGAAUUUGUACGGAUGAUGGGCGGGCCAGCGCCGAAGACAAUACUCACAGAUCAAUGCAGAGCCAUGGAGGUUGUAAUCAAGAAAACUUAUCCUGAUACAGUACAUCGUUGGUGCAAAUGGCAUGUCCUAAAAAAGGCGAAGGAAACACUAGGACCACUAUACACCAAGAAGAGUGACUUCCAGGCUGAAUUUCACAAAGUUGUGAACCACAUGCUAACUGAAGAAGAGUUUGAAUCAGCCUGGCAAGCUCUCCUCGACAAGUACAAUUUGAGGAAUCAUAACUAUAUGACCCAAAUUUAUGAAACCAGAAAGAAAUGGGCGAAACCAUAUUUCCGGGGUGUUUUCUGUGCAAAAAUGACAAGCACCCAAAGAAGCGAGAGCGCAAUCCACAUGCUGAAAUCAUACAUGCCACCAGCCAGCCCAAUGCAUGUUUUCGUCCGGCAAUACAUGAAACUGCAGUUUGAUCGAGAACGGGACGGAAGCUACGAGGAGAAGAGGACUAUGAUUGGCGGUGCUGUCAGACGUACUAACCUUGCUAUAGAGCGUCAUGCCAGCAAGGUUUAUACAAGGAGCAUGUUUGAGGAAUUUGGACGACUACUUAUCGAAGCAACAUCAUACAAUGUUACUAAGGUGGAAAAGAAGAGGAAGUACAUCACCACUCACAACAAUGCGGCGAAAAGAGAGAAGUGGAGCAGAGUUGAAUAUGAGGUUACCAUUAACGAGGACGAAUCAAAAUUCACCUGCGAGUGCGGCCAGUUUGAGCACACGGGGAUGCUGUGCAGCCAUGCAUUGCGGGUUAUGGAAAUUCUGCAUGUAGAAGAAAUCCCUAAAUGCCACGUCGUAAAACGGUGGACAAAGGACGCAAGAGACAUACUACCAGGUCACCUAGUCCAGUACCAGAGAGACAAUUCACAGAACAUGUCAUUCACUUGUAGGCAUGCGACACUAUACUUCAAAGCCAUGGAAGUCGUGCGGAUGGGUGACGCAAGUGCAGCGUGCUACGAGCAUGUCAAUGCUGCACUUGAUUCGGUGAUUCAGAGUGCAACGCCUUUGCCAGAGAAACGUGAUGGACUGGCUUUUGAGGAUCGCGUGAUUCCAACGACUGAUGUCAGGAUAUCUGCCAACAGCGAGCAAGAAAAUGCUGAACGAGAGGCCGACCAUUGCGCAAGUGCCGGAAAUUCAUUCAGCACGAAUGCCAUGCAGUGCCUCACAGCUCCAGAGAAGCGUCAAGGUCCUGGCAGGCCUACGAACAACAGGGAGAAGGUGCCGUAUGAAGGACUGAGUAAGAGAACAAGGUUCUGCAGCAUAUGUCGGUGCGAAGGGCACAAGAAAACGACAUGCCCAGAGAGAGGGGAUAUGCCGAAAAAGCCACGGAAGCCUGGUAAAUGCAAAAACUGCGGAAUAGAAGGGCACCAACGAACGACGUGCACGAGACCACUAGGGUUUGCAAAGAAUUGAUAUAGGUUUCUACGCUUAUGUGUUUUUCGAGAUGGUUUGUAAACUAUGGUAGAGUGGGACGCACACGAUCAGUGCUGAACCCUUGUAUACCGCUCUGCUGAGGUUUUCUGUGCUUAUCGUCCGGGAAACUUGUUUACUAAUGUGCUGAAGUUAGAAAACUGAAAUUGCUACUGGCUGUAACAUUAAUAAUAAGUUGCUUAGUUGGUCGUCUGUGUCAUACGGAUA
Molecule: messenger RNA, 3070 nt
Organism: Triticum dicoccoides
Lineage: Eukaryota; Viridiplantae; Streptophyta; Magnoliopsida; Poales; Poaceae
Product: protein FAR1-RELATED SEQUENCE 5-like
Exons: 7
Coding region: 1190-2845 (551 amino acids)
Biological process (GO): regulation of DNA-templated transcription
Molecular function (GO): zinc ion binding
Source: RefSeq, a predicted model, not a curated record